UUCUUCCUCCAUUUUUCGACUUUUCAAGCCAUUCGACUCCACCAACUCACCGCGAACAUUAACUCCUCCAAAUCCGAUGAAGGAUAUCGUCGCCUGCUUCGGCCACAACGCCGUCAAGGUCGCCGAAUCCACCCUAAGUCUCGCCUUCGACGGCUCCUCUCCGCCCCAGUCGGAGAACACCGUCUGCUGCUCCUACGGCGCGACCCUCUCCUCCCGCAAGCAGCUCCUCAUCGAACUAACCUGGCGCCGGAUCGCCUCCGGCGACGCCUUCCUAACCGUUUCCAUCGACCUCGACGGCUCCGCCACCCACCGCGUGAUCCUGCGCAAGAAGAAAGGAAGCCGGGCGUUCUCGGCCGGGGCCGCCGCCUGCGCCCUCCACUGGGACGUCUCCGCUGCCAAGUUCGCCGGCGCGGCGCCGGAUCCGGCGAAGGACUUUUACCUCGUGAUUAUUGCCGACCAGGAGCUGGUUCUACAGCUCGGAGAUCUGAGCGGGCAUUUCGUCGAACGCAUGGAACACGCGCCGCGGGCGGCCGAAUACUGCGCCGUGCUCUACGCCCGGCGCGAGCGGGUGUUUGGCUCCACGCACCACUCUACCAAGGCGGUUUUCCGCGACGGCGGAAGCGAGCACGAAGUGAUGGUGCGGUGCAAGGGAGGAGAGGGAGGGAGCGGGGAGGCCGCCACAGGGGACGACGGCGAGCUCUACUUCUGCGUGGAUCGGAAGAGGUUGAUCGACGUGAGGGAGGUCAAUUUGAACUUUAGAGGAAAUCGGACGAUCUACCUCGACGGAUCGGCGAUCGACGUUCUCUGGGACGUCCACGACUGGUGGUUCAGGGGUUCGGCCUCGGCCUCGGCCUCCAGCAGCGGCGCAACCUUCAUGUUCCGUACUAGGAGCGCCACGGAGAGCUCGCUGUGGUGGGAGGAGGAGAUGGCAAAAGGUUCAAAGAUCAGAGGUGAUUAAAGAUGGUGAUGGUUCAGUUGACUAUCUUAGCAGUGAAUGUAUCUGUACAAUAUGCAGGAGUUUGAUUUGGAACACUGAGUCAGAAGUCAAUGUUGUUUGCAUUGAAUUUUUCAGCUAAACGUUGGUCAAAAUCAAAUAAGCCCAAUCCUUGAAAGCACUGCAAAGUUGUCAAAAUGUUUCAUGGCAUAAUCCUAUCAACCUUUUUUCCUCUCUUAUUUGGAUGUUGU
This is a messenger RNA of Zingiber officinale, 1185 nucleotides long. RefSeq lists its product as uncharacterized. The record is from RefSeq and is a predicted model, not a curated record. The coding region runs from base 77 to 958 and encodes 293 amino acids. The transcript has 2 exons. NCBI's taxonomy places the organism in Eukaryota, Viridiplantae, Streptophyta, Magnoliopsida, Zingiberales, Zingiberaceae.